Molecule: messenger RNA, 3093 nt
Organism: Uncinocarpus reesii 1704
Lineage: Eukaryota; Fungi; Ascomycota; Eurotiomycetes; Onygenales; Onygenaceae
Exons: 3
Coding region: 1-3093 (1030 amino acids)
Biological process (GO): Golgi to vacuole transport; retrograde transport, endosome to Golgi
Cellular component (GO): GARP complex
Molecular function (GO): syntaxin binding
Source: RefSeq, a predicted model, not a curated record
AUGCAGAAUGGCUCGAUAGCAGAAUCCGGCCAAAAUGCCAUCUCAACUCUCCUGCAGCCGCCAAUCGUCAGAACUGGCUUGCUUCCGCACACUUCCGCCCCCUCAAGUGGCUAUAAGCCCCCAUCCACCAGGGAUAUUCCCCCUGUCACGUUAACGAAUAUUCCACGGGUGGAAUCUGCGUCCUUUCAGUCGUACAUCUCGCAGAUCGGAACCCACUACGACUCUCUACACCGCUCGAAGGAAAUCGAAAAUAAAAACGACUCUCCAUACCGGCAGAAUGCUGAGACACCAAAGAGCCCUGAGUUGGAUACUAUCUUAUCUCAACAGCUAGAUAGGCGCCAGUCGACUUCAAGCUCACUGUACCCGUCAUCAGCGGAUGCACUCAGCCGGAGAGGCUCGGCACUGAGCCACAAGGCCCGCGGACCAUCUACUACCCCUUUAUCAACUAUCCCCAAGAUCUAUUUUGACGAGAAUUUUCAACUUGAGAAUCCAAGGACCUUCGAUAUCGUCUCCGAACGUUCCGAAGUGAUCAGUUCCCAGAAACCAUCUAGUGCAGCUGACAGUCUGGUUGAAAUUCAACCAACAAAGCGGAAAGCCCUCGCAACCAAUGCAAUCUUACAAGAAAAGCUAUCCUGGUACUUGGACACCGUUGAGAUUCAUCUCAUUUCUUCUAUAUCAACCGCGUCUACCUCAUUCUUUUCCGCCUUAGGCUCCUUGAAAGAACUGCAAGCCGAAGCCGAAGCUUCCGUACAAAAAAUUCAAACAUUACGGAACGACCUAGCCAAGUUGGACAAUGAUAUGGCAUUAGGAGGGCUUCGGGUCGUCAAUCUCCGUCGACGACGAGAAAACGUUCGCAAACUUGCCAACGCUGUUACCCAGUUACAGGCCGUGAUCACGUCAGUUUCUCAAUGUGAACAAAUGGUUCAGGAGGGAGAUAUCGAAAACGCCAUUGAUGAACUUGACGACGCUGAAAGAUUGAUUGCUGGUAAAAGCGCUAUAAGACCACGGGUAGAGCUGGCGGGUGAGUCGAUUAUUGACUUGCGUGGGAUUAAAGCCUUAGAAGGAGCGUCUGAUGACCUAGCUCAGCUUCGGUAUAGAAUUGGGACGGGCUAUGAAACUCGUUUUCUAGAGACCCUUCUUCAGGACCUCCGAGAUCAUGUCGAUGCUGUGCCACCUGAGGUUACGCUCCUCCGACUAGGGGACACGUUUCAACGAUCUCGCCGGGCUAGCCGUCAACCCCUAGCAUCACCAAGGUACAUCAACAUGGAUGAUGGACUGCGAUCGAGGCUAGGUAGAGACUUGGCCGGUCUUGGGCGUUCCCGCCAUACCAUGCCCGCCGCAACGGCCUUUAAAAAUGUAAUUUUACGAGAAAUGAAAAGCAUCAUCAGACGACAGCUACCAAGCUCCAGCGAGGAUGACGCUGAAUCAAUUAUGUCAGCGUCAACCCACGGUGGGAGACAGCUCACUCAACAAGAAAAAUCUACCAUCCUGGCUCGCAACUUACGAGCCUUGGACCCCGAUGAUGCCCAUAACAUGCUGACGAAGGUCUAUACUGGUAUCAGCGAAUCCCUCAGACGCCUCAGUGUCCAAGUGAAGGUUUUGCUUGAUAUCACGAGCGGGUUAGAGCAUUCUGCGAAUCCAGUCUCAGUCCGAUCUCCAACCAGAAGUCCAUCUAUGCCAAACUUUGAAGACGUUGCCAGCCCUGGAGAAGCGGCUACAAUAGCCAAGGAUGAAAUUCUGCAAGUAUUGGACAUGUCGAGCCUACUUGGACAAGCUGUCGAUAUCGUUCAAUCGCAGAUAGUAAAAGUACUCAAAGUGCGACUUGAGCAAAUUGAGCAGUUGACCUUGCCACAGUUCUUGAAAUAUUUCAGCCUGAAUAGGCUCUUUGCUGACGAAUGCGAAGCGAUUUCAGGGAGGAGUGGUGCAGCUCUGAAAACCGUGGUGGAUAAUCAAAUCAAAGCUUAUAUUGGUAGCUUCUCAGAUCGCCACAGACACCGUAUUGUCCAAGUUAUGGAUUCUGACAAGUGGGUUGCAAAAGACUUUGGCGAUUCGGAAACGGUCUUGCUCAACAGAAUUCUUCUGGCGAGCACUGAGGAAAUUGACGCGUGGACAGCAUCAUCAAAAAUAUGGGAAGCUGAGACAGAUGACACCGAAUCUAUACCUGUGACCAAUGGGUCGGCGGUCAAUGGCAAUGGUGUAUCUGCUCCUGCGAAGGAUCGCAUCCGUUGCGCUAUUGUCGAUGAACAAAAGUACAUUUUGCCUGAGUCGGCCAUCCUGAUGGUUAAAGUCAUUGGAGAAUACCAGCAUUUGAUGACAGGAAUACCGAGCAUGAUCCCAGAUAUUGCUUCGAACUUUUUGGAAUGCCUCAAACUCUUCAACUCUCGACUUUCGCAAUUAAUCCUUGGUGCUGGGGCAACGAAAAGUGCUGGGUUAAAAAAUAUUACAGCCAAACACCUGUCACUUGCAUCUCAAGCUUUAAGUCUUAUUAUGUCCCUCACCCCGUAUGUCCGGGAGUUUAUCCGCAGAUAUUGCACGUCUCCUCCGCUUAUGGCUGAAUUCGAUAAAAUACGAAGGCUCUACCAGGACCAUCAGUCCGGAAUUCAUGAAAAGGUAGUUGAUAUCAUGAAUUCCCGUUCUGUUAUCAAUGCAAACUCAAUGAAAAAGAUCGACUGGGAGUUGCAAAAGGAUGUAAAUGCGGUCAGCCCCUAUAUGGAGGUACUAGCAAAGGAAACCGAAACUCUUCACAAAGUUUUAACUAAACAUCUACCCGAGACAACUGUGAUGAUGAUAAUGGCUCCCGUAUUCUCAAAUUAUCGAGACCAGUGGACGAAGGCGUUUCAGUCAGUUACCUUACAUUCUGAGACAGCUCGUCAAAGGAUGCUAUCUGAUGCGCAAUUCUUCAAGUCAAAAGUGGAUAAACUUGACGGAGCUGGUGACUUAGGAGACCAUCUCGUUGGUGUCAUCAAAUCUAAAACUAUUGUGAGCCCACCUGCAAGAACAUCUUCUUCUUCUGAACCCGCAACAAAGGAUUCUCCCGCAUUGUCUGAGACACCUCAGCCCGACCAGCGCAAGGACAACGAGAAUCAACCUUAA